CUUUACGAAGCGCACUCACGUCACGACGUCAAUGUAAAACGUAUGGAUGACGCGACGUCACCAUAAUCGCUAGUUACAACGUCAAAGUAGCAUUCGCGCUUAAACAGUAAACAUCAUCGAUUGUAAACUGGUAUAAAAUGGAAGCAAACACAUUACAGAGCGUUCUCCGCUGCAAGUAUAACAUCCAUGAGACACUUCAGGCCGAAGGCAUUUUCGUGGCCCUCCUUAGCGGAACCAUGGACGCUGUUGGUCUGUUUAGUAUCGGGAUUGGAGAGAGGUGCGUCGUAGUCGCGGGAAUCAACCUCUGCGGGCCGCAUAUAGAUUACGAUCUGAAGUCUCUCACUCCGGCGGGACUUCUCGGUGUCACAUACAAGAACUGCAGCAAGAUUAUUACCUUCUCCAGUCAAUUCAAACCCAAGCAGUCCUUUCAGAUAUGCAGCAGUGCCAAAGCUGCCGCGAUCUGGGACGAAAUUACCACCGCCAUUGAUUGCCUGCGGUCGAAACCUAGCGGCGAAAUUUGGAGUAGCGCGUCACUGACCACUUCUUCAUCAUCAGGCGCCUCUAUAAGCGGGAACCAUCUUAAUUACAGAUGUUUGCCUAGGAAAAUGUUCCACGCGGCGGAUGUAAGCUACAGUUUGACGUCUCUUUCCGAUUCGGAAUCAGGACCAAGGGAUGCAAAGCACGCUGUAUGGCGCCAACAUGUGAAGAAAGGCCACAGUCUGGACUGUGCCAACUUGUCUUUUGACAACUUCGUCAAUUACAACGAUUCAAACCUCAAUGCAAUAGCCCAGCAGGUAGUUUGGACUGCUCACGUGACAGUUUUCGGUGAACUCGGCGGGAAAAGUACAGAUGAUCGAAAGACUGAUGUAUCAAGCAAGCCGUCCAGUCUGGCUGAAAGGUUCCGGCGAUUCUUUAGCUGUUGUAGAAACAAGCGUUGACAUGCGUUUGAAUACUUUUUUUCUCAUGAACAAUAGCAAUUUUUGUUUUGUGCUCCCAAUUUAUUGCAUGAAAAAAAAUCCGAUUGUUUGUUUUA
Molecule: messenger RNA, 1033 nt
Organism: Dreissena polymorpha
Lineage: Eukaryota; Metazoa; Mollusca; Bivalvia; Myida; Dreissenidae
Exons: 2
Coding region: 138-938 (266 amino acids)
Source: RefSeq, a predicted model, not a curated record